This is a messenger RNA of Sorghum bicolor (sorghum), 611 nucleotides long. Its product is annotated as umecyanin. The transcript is spliced from 2 exons. Gene Ontology annotation, cellular component: plasma membrane. The record is from RefSeq and is a predicted model, not a curated record. Lineage: Eukaryota; Viridiplantae; Streptophyta; Magnoliopsida; Poales; Poaceae. The coding region runs from base 76 to 468 and encodes 130 amino acids. Gene Ontology annotation, molecular function: electron transfer activity.
UAGACUACGGUUUCACUUUUACUUGGCGCCCCAUCGCAGUCGCGCCCAACAGCAGUCGCCGUCCAGUCGUCCAGGAUGGGGACGCUCGGCGCAGCGACCAUGGCCACGCUCCUGACCGUCGUCGUCGUCCUCCUCCUACCGCCGCCGACGGCCGCGACAGACCACGUCGUCGGGGGCUCCAUGUGGUCCAUCCCGCUGCGCGACGGCCAGUACCUCGCCUGGUCCUACAACACCACGUUCUACGCCGGCGACAACCUCGUGUUCAGGUUCCCGAUAGGGUUCUACGACGUUGUGCAGGUGUCGAGGAGGGAGUACGAGGACUGCACAGCCGACGACCCCUACAGCAACUUCCGCGUCCCGCCGGCCGUCGUCCCGCUCGACUACAAAGGCAUGCGCUACUACGUGUGCAGCGUCGGCAACUACUGCAAACUCGGCAUGAAAUUCCAUGUCACCAUCCAACCACGCUAGCCUGCCUGCUCACACCAUUUCCUUCCUCAAUUCAUCCGCAACGACUAUUGUUUCUUGACAGUCAACAGUACAUUAUGAUAUGUAUAUGUAUGUAUUGCCAGGCAUCAUUAAUCAGACCAUUCCAGCGUUGCUGAUUAGCAAGC